This is a messenger RNA of Rotaria socialis, 2793 nucleotides long. NCBI's taxonomy places the organism in Eukaryota, Metazoa, Rotifera, Eurotatoria, Philodinida, Philodinidae. The record is from the annotation of a GenBank genome assembly.
AUGAGUGAUCAUGGUUCUUCGUCUCUUUUGGCGUUACCUAUCGAUAUUAUUUAUCGCAUUUUGGAUCAUCUUAGUGACUUUACACUUUUGUGUGCUGUUCGUGAUGUAUGUACACGAUUAAAUUCGAUCAUUGAUACAUAUUAUCGAUAUCAAACACUUACAUCACUCAAACUCGAAAUGUAUGAAAUCAACCAUUAUGGAAGCAAACAAGUAGCUGCUGUAAUCCGAAGUCAUGUGACGAUCACGACGCUCGAUCUCUCUCUCAAUGAGAUAGGAACUCUCGAAGUACAAUAUCUAUCUGAUGCAUUGAAAGAUAACCAAACACUCACUAAACUAGAUUUAUCAUAUAAUCGAAUUGGAAAUGAAGCAGCACUACAUCUCGCUAAUAUAUUACAAAAUACCACGACAAUCACAGCUCUCUAUUUGGCUGAAAAUGAUAUUGAAUCCGCCGGAAUGGAACACAUGGCUAAAGCAUUACGAAAUAAGACAGUGAAACUCACCAUACUAGAUCUCACGUGGAACCGUAUCGGUGACGUAGGGGCACAGCAUCUUGCUGAUACAUUACGAACUAACACAACUCUCACUACACUAGAUCUCACACGAAAUCGAAUAAAAAACGAAGGAAUACGGCAUCUCACUGAUGCAUUACUACAUAAUAUAACGCUCACCACAUUAUAUCUUUCAGACAAUACAAUAGGUGCUCUUGAAGUUCAAUAUCUGGCUAAUGUACUGCGAAAUAAUACGACGUUAACUACACUAGACUUGAAAAUGAAUUCAAUCAAAGACGAAGGAAUACAGUCUCUAGCUGAUGUUCUAAAGAAUAAUAGAACACUCACUACACUUCAUCUCGGAAAUAACAAAAUCGGAACUAUUGGAGCAGAACAUUUGGCUAUUGCAUUACAAAAUAACACGGCGCUGACUAGACUCGAUCUCGGAAGCAAUGAAAUCGGUGCUCUUGGAGCAGAAUAUUUGGCUCAUGCAUUACAAAAUAACAUGACACUUACUACCGUAGAUCUGUCCUCCAAUCAAAUUAGAGAUCAAGGAGCUCAAUAUAUGGCUAAUGCAUUACGAAAAAAUACAAAAGUUACCACACUUGACUUGAGUUCUAAUCAAAUCCAAGCUAUGGGAGUUCAACAUCUAGUUGAUGCAUUACGAAGUAACACGACUCUCAUUACCCUAUAUCUCUCGUUGAACCCAAUUGGAGACGAAGGAGCGCGGCAUCUGGCUAACGCAUUACGGAGUAAUACGACACUCACUUCACUUCGCCUUUGGGACAAUGAAAUCGGAGACGAUGGAGCAAAGUUUCUUGUCAAUGGGUUAGAAACUAACAAGGUGAGCAUUAUUUCCCAUCAUUAUGAUGCCCUCAUUUUUGCUUUUACUUUUACACAGACGCUUAUUACAUUAGAUCUCUCUUUCAAAGAAUUGGGCAAAAGGCAGGAACAGUACAUGACUGAUAGGUUAAAAUAUACUGGGGUAAUCUCGAUUUUAUCCUUAUCUCUCUAAUAUCUCGAUCAACGCUUUUUCCUAUAGCAUAUUCGAUUGAACGAUGUUGUCGCAGAAUCAGUAGGAAGAGAGCUUCGAGAUCGUGUAGACGAAUUACUUACACAAAAUAAACAGCGGACACAAUGACCAAUGUCAACAUUGACUAUGAGUCAUUUUGAAAAUUGAACGUGACCAAUUGAAUAUCGAAUCAUAUAAACAGUUAUUUUAUCAUCUUUUAUUUGAGUAUUUAAAUAAGAAAUUUUCGUUACACAGCGUCAUACUCUUGAUAAUGAUAAUUUAGUGUGAGGGCUUCGGAUAAUUAAAGAGUAGAGUGAUGCUUGGCCUAAGUAGGGAUGUGGGCCUUGUGAAAAUAACUCUAACAUACAUACACGUGUGCAUGCAUCAUUUUAUCAUAAUGUCUACACAUUUCAAAUACAAGUAUUGUUUAACUGUUGGACUUCAUGAAUCAUACGAUUGUAAAUAAUGUAAAUGUUGGGUGUGGUUGGGUGUUGGUGUGGGCGUGGGUGUGAGGGUGUGAGUGUGGAUUUGGAUGAGCGGGUGCCGGUGUGGGUGUGGUGGGUGGAAGUGUCGAUGUGGUUGUGCGCAUAAAUGUUUUUCACACUUAGAUCAACACCCACACCGUCACACCAACUCACACCCAUAUACAAAAACCCAUCCACACCCACAGAACACCUGCAUCCAUACCCAUAUCCCACACCUACCCACACCCCACACCCACACCCAUAGGUAUUUGCGUUCCAUUGCCAAUAUCUCAGCUAUUUCAAAGAGUAAAAUUUUCGUUUCAUUAUCUUUAACUCUGUCUAAUUGCAGAGGCUUAACUCUUUCAAUGGUAUUUUCUAUAUUUAGUGAUCUUUUUUUUUGAAUUUAUUGUCUAUUAACCUCAUCUGUAAACUAAACAAAAUAAACUCACUAGCCAUUUUGGCUUGUGACAUAAUACCCAUGAACAUCAUAAAGCUCAUGUUUAUUUUCGAAGAAAGUAUACUUGACAAUACGUUUUAAGGUAGAGUUUUCAUAUUUUUCCCUUGUUCUUCUAUUAUAAACCUUAGCGAUCUAGAAUAGAAAUAUCUAGAUCGAUGACAUCAACCGCUAACAUUCCAAAAUGGUUUAUUUUGAGAGUGCGCAUGGGUGGUGUGUGGAAAUGGAUGGAGAAAGGAAGAAAGGAAAAAUAGAGAUAAUAAAAUAUAGACAGGAAAGAAUGUCAAAAGAGAAAAUGGCGAAGAGAAAAUGUCCAAAGGAAAAAUAUCGAAAGUUAAAAUUUCUGAAAAUAAAACAAUGUGCACGCAGUUGUUA